Messenger RNA from Boleophthalmus pectinirostris (great blue-spotted mudskipper), 2049 nucleotides. It is a transcript of the gene purbb, whose product is annotated as purine-rich element binding protein Bb. Gene Ontology annotation, molecular function: RNA polymerase II transcription regulatory region sequence-specific DNA binding; DNA-binding transcription factor activity, RNA polymerase II-specific; purine-rich negative regulatory element binding. The transcript has a single exon. Bases 38 to 943 code for a protein of 301 amino acids. The record is from RefSeq and is a predicted model, not a curated record. Gene Ontology annotation, cellular component: nucleus. NCBI's taxonomy places the organism in Eukaryota, Metazoa, Chordata, Actinopteri, Gobiiformes, Gobiidae. Gene Ontology annotation, biological process: regulation of transcription by RNA polymerase II.
CGCAGAAAGCAGCUACGCAGGAGCGGGGCAGAAGCCGAUGGUGGAGUCGAAGAUGGCGGAUGGAGACAGCGGGAGUGAGCGCGGUGGGAGUAGUGGCGGAGGUGGAGGCUUCCAACACUUUCAGAGGGACCAGGAAACCCAGGAGCUGGCGUCCAAGCGACUUGACAUCCAAAACAAACGCUUUUACCUGGAUGUUAAGCAAAACAGCAAAGGCAGGUUUAUAAAAAUCGCCGAGGUUGGGGCCGGGGGCUCCAAAAGUCGCCUGACUCUGUCGCUGUCAGUUGCAGCCGAGUUUCGGGACUAUCUCGGGGAUUUCAUCGAGCAUUACGCACAGCUUGGACCUAGCAGUCCGGAGCAGAUAGCUCAAGCCAGUGUGGGUGAAGACGGCGGACCGAGGCGAGCGCUUAAGAGUGAGUUUCUCGUACGUGAAAAUCGCAAGUACUACCUGGACCUGAAGGAGAACCAGCGAGGGAGGUUCCUGCGCAUCCGGCAGACCGUGAAUCGUGGGCCAGGCUUUGGAGUUGGGGGCCCUGUGGGCGGUAUGCUUUCCGGACAGACCAUCGCGCUUCCGGCCCAGGGGCUCAUAGAGUUUAGGGACGCCCUAGCUAAACUCAUAGAUGAUUAUGGCGGGGACGACGAAGAGCUGACCUCUGGCACUGCUGCAGGAGCAUACGGGGAGCUACCCGAGGGCACAUCCAUCAUGGUUGACUCUAAGCGCUUCUUUUUCGACGUCGGCGCCAACAAAUAUGGGGUGUUCCUGCGAGUGAGUGAGGUGAAGCCGAGCUACAGGAACUCUAUCACCAUCCCGUUUAAGGCAUGGAGCAAAUUUGGGGGCGCGUUCAGCCGGUACGCCGAGGAGAUGAAGGAGAUCCAGGAGAGGCAAAGGGAUAAAAUGUACGAGAGAAGAGACGAGUCUGAGGCGGACGAUGUGGACGACGACUGACCAGUGAAAGUUGACAGAUGUGGUAAAGAAGAUACAGAUAAUGUGCAUGACGAUCGUGCUGUAUUAGCCUACUAAAGUAUCUUGACAGAAAAAAAAUAUGUUGUACAUGGAUUUUGAUGUAUAUCCUGACGUGUGUAGGUUCAGGUUGGGUUGGUUGUGUGAAUUUGGAAGUGAAAACGUGGAUUUAAUUUUUAAUUUUUGGCUGAAAACAGAGUGACUUAUACUUUAUAUUAUUAAGAGGAGAGAGAACCCACUAAAACCAGCAAGUUUAUAAGAAAAAAGUAUACUUUCCUAUUUACAACCUAGUUUUACACAUUAAAGAGGCUGUCUUUAUGUUAUGUUUUCUAAUAGAGAAUUGGCAUAAAUUGUAUUUCUGUUUGGUUCAUCUCUCUUCAGAGGAUAAUAAUAUGUGGGGACUUGCAAGUCAGUUAAUUGUACCUAUAAGAGGAAUGUAAGGAAAGCCUUUGUUUUUGGCUGGGCGUUUGCAUUGGCAUGUCAGCAGAUGGGCAGCUGUCAGGACAUUGGUUUUUGCAGCAGAUUACCCAAAAUUUUGGGUGAAGUUGUAGAGGAGAUUAUCUGUAAGCCCAAAUAAAGGGGCUUGGGGACAAAAUUUAAGAUUUGACUUAAGCAGUCAAAGCUGUUAUAGGAAUCAGCAGGGUUUAAUAUUAAAUAUAAAAAUCUGAGCAAUAUUUGGGAAAUCUUGAACAUGCUGCAUAAUCUGUAGGAGCAGUGUGUUACCUGGUGUGUUUCACAGGUUCACAGUCCCAGAGCGAUGGGACUGUGUAUACGUUAGUGCUGUCCCACAUGACACUUAGGGGUCCAAUACUGAGUUCCAUUCCCAUUCAGCACCCUGUUGUGGUCAAUGCAGACGGCCACUCUUAUCUGCACAUUGUGCAGACCCCAGCAAGAAACAAAGAAACUCAUGUUUUGUUUUGUUUUUUGUUUGUUUUUCCUUUUUUCAAAAGAGAACUCUAUAUUGAAAUGAAAAUCUACUUAUAUUAAAGAUAUUACCGAAAAGAUAUUUUGAAAUACUUAUAAGAAAAUGUAUUGUGUAAAAGAACUUCAAGAUGAAAAAAAAAUAAAUAAGAAUAAUUUCUUAAAACAUA